AUGCCUGUGGUUCAGACGAUUUUUCUUCAGUUUCCGCCGGCUGCAAUUUCACCUUUUUUAUCAUGUUCAAUUCCUGCGAGUAACAAUAUCCCCGUGAAAUUUACCGUUUCGUGCUGCUCGUUAGCAUCGCCAGUUACUGUGGUAAAUGGAAAUGUAGAGAAAAUGCCGUCUGAGAGAAAUGAAGUUCGGCUUGGCUUGCCAAGUAAAGGUCGAAUGGCUAUAGACACUCUUGAUCUUCUCAAGGAUUGUCAAUUGUCAGUCAAGCAGGUGAAUCCGCGGCAGUAUGUUGCAGAAAUUCCUCAGAUUUCAAAUUUAGAAGUUUGGUUCCAACGGCCAAAGGACAUUGUGAGAAAGUUGGUGUCUGGAGAUCUUGACCUUGGUAUUGUUGGUCUGGAUACGGUUAGCGAAUAUGGGCAGGGUAUCGAAGAUCUCAUCCUUGUCCAUGAAGCUCUUGACUAUGGAGACUGUCGUUUAUCCGUAGCGAUACCCAAGUAUGGCAUUUUUGAGAAUAUAAAUUCUUUACAAGAGCUAGCACAAAUGCCGCAGUGGACACCUGAGAGACCUCUGCGGGUUGCAACUGGCUUCACAUAUCUAGGUCCAAAGUUUAUGAAAGAAAAUGGAUUGAAAAAUGUCACUUUUUCAAGCGCUUAUGGAGCUCUGGAGGCAGUUCCUGCAAUGGGGAUAGCUGAUGCCAUUGUGGACCUUGUGAGCAGUGGAACCACAUUGAGGGAAAAUAAUUUGAAGGAAAUUGAAGGUGGAGUUAUGUUAGAAAGUCAGGCUGUCCUUGUUGCAAGCAGAAAGUCGCUGAACCAACGAAAAGGUGUGCUUGAUAUAACACAUGAAAUAUUAGAAAGAUUGGAGGCACAUUUGAGGGCUGUUGAUCAGUUCACGGUAACUGCCAACAUGAGGGGAAGCAGUGCAGAGGAAGUGGCUGAACGAAUACUGAGUCAAACAUCAUUAUCUGGGUUGCAGGGGCCCACUGUAACUCCAGUUUUUUGUAAACGUGAUGGAAGGGUGACUGCUGACUAUUAUGCCAUAGUUAUUUGUGUACCAAAGAAAGCAUUGUACAAGUCUGUUCAGCAGCUUAGAGCGAUUGGAGGCAGCGGUGUUCUGAUAUCUCCUCUGACCUACUUCUUCGAUGAAGAAACACCAAGAUGGAGCCAGCUUCUUUUAAACCUUGGGCUUUAG
This is a messenger RNA of Fraxinus pennsylvanica, 1188 nucleotides long. The record is from the annotation of a GenBank genome assembly. Lineage: Eukaryota; Viridiplantae; Streptophyta; Magnoliopsida; Lamiales; Oleaceae.